AUGAGCGCGUGCGGCAGGAAGGCUCUGGCAUUGCUGAGCAGCGUGUUUGCGGUCAGCGGCCUGGGGCUUCUGGGAGUUGCGGUCUCUACAGACUACUGGCUGUACCUGGAGGAGGGGGUCAUCUUGCCCCUGAACCAGACCACUGACAUCAGGACCUCCCUGCACUCUGGACUCUGGAGAGUCUGCUUCCUGGCAGGUGAAGAGGCAGGUCGCUGUUUCACCAUAGAGUACAUCAUGCCCAUGAACUUACAGCUGACCUCUGAGUCCACAGUCAGUGUACUUAAGAUGAUUCGUUCAGCCACUCCGUUUCCUCUGGUCAGUCUGUUCUUCAUGUUCAUCGGCUUUGUGCUAAACAACAUCGGACACGUCCGACCUCAUCGCACCAUCCUGGCCUUUGUCUCCGGAAUCUUCUUCAUCCUCUCAGGUCUGGCUCUGGUGGUAGGUCUCGUGCUGUAUAUAUCCAGUAUUAAUGACGAGAUGUUGAACAGGACUAAGAGCAGUGAGUCCUACUUCAGCUACCGGUACGGCUGGUCCUUCGCCUUCGCUGCCAUCUCCUUUCUGCUCACUGAGAGUGCGGGCGUCAUGUCCGUCUAUCUGUUCAUGAAGCGCUACACAGCCGAGGAAAUGUACCAGCGCCACCACCCCGGCUUCUACCGGCCGCGCCUCAGUAACUGCUCUGACCACUCCGGUCAGUUCCUGCACCCGGAAACCUGGGCACGCGGACGCAGCCCCUCGGACAUCUCCAGCGAAACCUCGCUCCAGAUGAGCGCCAGCUACCCAGCCCUGCUCAAGUGCCCCGACUACGACCAGGUCUCCUCCUCACCCUGCUGAAGGGGUCAUCAGGUCAGGGCAGGUCGCCAAGGUCAAGGGUGAGAAGUCAUAGGUGAUGUUGCUUUUAGAUACUGAUCUAAGAUCAGCUUCCGUUUUUCUUUUUUAAGUUAUCUGGAAUCUGUGGAGGGUUGCUGGAAAGUUGCUGGGUGUGGAUAGAACCUCCCGCCUGCAUAGUUUACUGGGAGAUCAGUCCCAAUAGAUAUACAGGGAAGCCUCUGUCUCUUUAUUUUGUUGUUGUUCGUUCCCAUUGUGAUGCUGCGUCCUGGACCUUGUUUGAAAACUACUACCAGCCAUGAUUGCUGCUGAGGCAACAGUUGAUGCCGCUGUGCC
Molecule: messenger RNA, 1161 nt
Organism: Salvelinus namaycush (lake trout)
Lineage: Eukaryota; Metazoa; Chordata; Actinopteri; Salmoniformes; Salmonidae
Product: voltage-dependent calcium channel gamma-5 subunit
Exons: 5
Coding region: 1-831 (276 amino acids)
Biological process (GO): positive regulation of synaptic transmission, glutamatergic; regulation of AMPA receptor activity; calcium ion transport
Cellular component (GO): postsynaptic density membrane; AMPA glutamate receptor complex
Molecular function (GO): channel regulator activity; voltage-gated calcium channel activity
Source: RefSeq, a predicted model, not a curated record